This is a messenger RNA of Aricia agestis (brown argus), 789 nucleotides long. RefSeq lists its product as uncharacterized. Lineage: Eukaryota; Metazoa; Arthropoda; Insecta; Lepidoptera; Lycaenidae. The transcript has 2 exons. The record is from RefSeq and is a predicted model, not a curated record. Bases 1 to 789 code for a protein of 262 amino acids.
AUGGUCCGUAAAAGUGUGGUUCUUCUUAUCUGUGUGUUGGUCGCCCUAAGUUAUGCCUUGGAAGAGGAGAGGAACCAUACAGAACGAACCGGGAGACUCCAGAAGGAAUGCUCGAGCAACCUCAGCGCGAAAUGCUUAAAAAUCCACGCGCUCUCCUUCCUAGAAGAUCUGAGUUCUCGCGAUGAACUGAGGAUCCUCCCUGGAUUGAGCAUUGUGAGAGAAAAAGAUGCGAACAGCACGAAUCCGGAGGAAAUAGCCGCGGAGUUAUCCAGACAGUUCCCUGGAAAAUCUGAGGAGAAGUUGAACAGGUUUCUUCUGUAUCGUCUCCAGAGCUACCUGGAUGGACAUUCCAUUAGGUACAGGCUGCUGGAUUCGGAGACUUCCAAGGAGGCCCUAGAUAUGGUUAAGGGAGAUAGGGAAGCAGGAGCUACGGGAAGGAAAAAGGGAGGUGGAGGUGGUUUGAAGGGAGGUGGUGGGCUGUUUGCAGCGGCUCUGUUGGGGAAAGGUGCCCUAGCAGCGGCCGCCUUGGGCGCCUUAGCGUUACUCGCCGGAAAAGCCCUUAUGACGGCUCUCAUGUCCCUUCUCCUCUCCGCCCUCGUGGGAUUGAAAGGCCACGGUGGGCACAAGUCCACCACCUACGAGAUCAUCACCAAGCCGGAGGUAUCCCACCACCACUCCCAAAGCCAUGAGGAGCACCAUGAGCAUGAGCACGGUCAUCAUGGCGGCUACAGGAGAGCAUACGAUGAGAACUACAAUAGCUAUAUGCCGUACGAUAAUACUACGCAUUAG